AUGAAGCUGCACUUCAGCAUCCCCGCCACUGAGGAGCUGCGGGAGGGGCGAGGGGGCCGCUAUGUGCUCUACUCCCUGUUCCUGGAGGGCUUCCUGCUCGGCAAGGCUCGGUACCGCCAGCUGCACCACUGGGAUGAGCAGCUGAGGCAGGUUUUUGGGAGCACUGUGCCUGCUUUCCCUCCAAAGUUUUACCUGGCGAUGACCAAGUCGAUGGCAGAUGAGAGACGGUCUCAGCUGGAGCAGUACCUUCAGAACGUUACUUUGGAUGCAAACAUUACCAAGAGUGAUGUCUUCAUAAACUUUUUCCGAAAGCUACAGCUGGCUACAUUUAAGAUCCAAACCCAGAGAGCAUUUCUGGAUGUUUACCUUGCUGAUGGCAGCAAUAUUACUCUUGAUAUCCAGACAUCAGACACUGCAGAAAGAAUAUUACAGGUUAUGUCAUGCAAGAUGGGGUUAGCAAGAGAAUUAAUAAAAUACUUCACCUUCUUUUUCAUUCAAGAUCGUGAUGAUGGAGCCCUGUCUGUGGUGAAAAAAGUGGCAGAAUUUGAACUUCCUUAUGUAAGUCUUCAGAGCAUGAAAGAGUUGGACUGUAAGCUUGGGAUCAGAAAGUGGUAUAUGGAUCCUUCUCUUGAUGCGCUGCUGACAGAUUGUAAAGCUUCAAUGAAUUUGCUAUAUAUGCAGGCAAUCCAGGAAGUUAAGAGGAAUUGGGUUAAACCAACAGAAGGGCAGAUGCAAGAGCUUGAAUUUCUACGAAAAAAUGCAAACAAAGCAAAGUUCCUGGAGAAGAUCCGAGACGUGCAGUUCUAUGGAUAUGUACGGCUUGAUCCUUGCAUUUGUGACUAUCCAGAAGUAGGCUGCUCAGCUGAAAUCUAUGCAGGAAAUAAUGAGAUAAACUGUUGCAUAAAAUUGCCCACUAACCAAACCAAAGAGGUCAGCUUUAAAAUCAACAGGUUGAGAAGUUGGCAGGUUACUUUUCUUGGUGAAGAAGACACUCUGGAGUUCAGAUUUGAGUACAAUGAUUCAGGCACAUGGGAGUGGAUAAUUUUGUACACAAAGCAGGCCUUCCUGCUCAGCAGCUGCUUGAAGAAAAUGAUAUUGGAACAGAUGAUGAAAGAAACCAACAAAGUCCCAGAAAUGGAGUCUGAAAUGCUUGAAUCCAUGAAAAAUAGUAAGAAAUCCAGCAUCCAACAGAAACAGGUAGUCCAUUCGAGUUUUAUAUCAAGGAAAAGAUUUUUGGUUAGGCCAAAUGAAGAGGACUGUGUAUUUGAGAAAAUAAGAGAAGAGGACCUGUGA
Cygnus atratus (black swan) is the source of this 1293-nucleotide messenger RNA. RefSeq names its product sorting nexin 31 (gene SNX31). The transcript is spliced from 14 exons. Bases 1 to 1293 code for a protein of 430 amino acids. Lineage: Eukaryota; Metazoa; Chordata; Aves; Anseriformes; Anatidae. The record is from RefSeq and is a predicted model, not a curated record. Gene Ontology annotation, biological process: intracellular protein transport. Gene Ontology annotation, cellular component: early endosome. Gene Ontology annotation, molecular function: phosphatidylinositol binding.